ACACCGAUCACCGGCAGGCCCGGAAGAGAGUGUCCACCGCUCCUGCGCGCAGGGAAGGCGGGUGGCAUAGCCAUGCUCUGCAGACUGGCCCGCGCCGCCGUCCCGGGGUUCAGGGUGCCCUGGGCGCGGUGGUCUAGGAACUGGGCGGGGGUCCCAACCCAGGUAGUAGACCUGCGCAGCGACACGGUGACCCGGCCAGGGCCGGCCAUGAGGCGUGCCAUGGCCGAGGCGGUCGUGGGAGACGACGAUUACGGAGAAGACCCCACGGUCCACGAACUGCAGGAAAAGGCUGCAAAGCUGCUUGGGGUGGAGCGGACCCUGUUUGUGCCCACCAACACCAUGGCCAACCUCAUCUCUGUGAUGGGUCACUGCCGGCGCCGGGGUUCCCAGGUCCUCCUUGGGCAGGAAUGUCACCUCCACGUCUAUGAGCAGGGCGGGGUGGCUCAGAUUGCUGGGGUGCACUCCCAGCCCCUCCCAGACAUGCCCCAUGGCACCUUGGACCUGAAUGAGCUGGAGAGGGCACUGACUCGGGGCUCCGGGAGCUCCUACCAUCCAGUCUGCGAACUUGUGUGCCUGGAGAAUACACACAACAGCGCAGGGGGCCGGGUGCUCCCUGUUGACUACCUCCGCCAGGUGCGCCUCCUGGCCCACACCCAUGGAGCUCGCGUCCAUCUGGAUGGGGCACGGCUGAUGAACGCAGCUGUGGCUCUGCGCGUGCCUCCUGCCCGCCUGGUGGAACACUGUGACUCUGUGUCCUUCUGCUUCUCUAAGGGCCUCGGUGCUCCAGUGGGGGCUGUGCUUGGGGGAUCCAAGGGCUUCAUUGAGGAAGGCUGGCGCCUCCGCAAAGCCCUGGGUGGAGGUAUGCGCCAGGCUGGAGUACUGGCUGCCGCUGCCCUGGUAGGACUGGCUGAGGCUGAGGAGGUGCUGCCAAGAGACCACGAGAACGCCAUGAGAUUUGCCAAAGGACUCCAGGACCUGGCAUCACCCCUUUGCUCUGUGGACCCUGCGACUGUGGAGACCAACAUAGUGCUGGUGCAGGUGGCUGGUCUGCCUCCGGCAGAGCUGUGCCAGCGUCUGCAGGCUGUGAGUGCCGAGGAGGUGGCUCAGACGGGCUGUGCCGUGAGCGUGUUGCUGUUUCCCUGGACAGAGCGCGCUGUGCGGGUUGUGUGGCACCGAGAUGUGUCUGCUCAGGACACGGGACUGGUACUGAGGAAGUGGGGCUUUGUGCUGAGGCAGCUGAGGCCCUGAGGCCCCGGCCAGGACUGAAGUGGGGGAUAAGGUGGCCCCAGCCAUUAGCCUCGCGAAGGCCCGGCCCGUCCUUGUCCUUGUGGGGGAUGACGGCACCACUCAGCCUUUGCUUCCCACCAAUGGCUCUCACGUGAUGGCCUCAUUCAGUCAGGAGUAACCGGGCACAGCCCAGGAUAAAAUGUCAAGGGAAGGGAAUGGAUAGAGGAAACAGAUUCUGGGCCUGGGACAUGUAGUAUGGGCUGCCUGGUGUGCAUAAGCCCUGGGUUCAGUCCCCAGCACUGUAUGACAGGUGUGUUGACUCACAGCCGUAAUCCUAGCGUGCUGGGGGAGGGGAGGGAGUGUUAGAAGUUCAAGGUCACUCCAGCUACAGUGUGACCCGAUCCUGGGCCACAUGAGACCCUACCUCCAAACACACAGACCCUUAUGUGUCCAGUAUAGCUAUUAGAGAUGGACUGUAAAAUAAAGCUUGGA
Messenger RNA from Phodopus roborovskii (desert hamster), 1719 nucleotides. RefSeq lists its product as uncharacterized. The record is from RefSeq and is a predicted model, not a curated record. Gene Ontology annotation, biological process: glycine biosynthetic process; L-threonine catabolic process. Gene Ontology annotation, molecular function: L-allo-threonine aldolase activity. Gene Ontology annotation, cellular component: cytosol. The coding region runs from base 73 to 1248 and encodes 391 amino acids. The transcript has 7 exons. Lineage: Eukaryota; Metazoa; Chordata; Mammalia; Rodentia; Cricetidae.